Tripterygium wilfordii is the source of this 1149-nucleotide messenger RNA. Its product is annotated as LEAF RUST 10 DISEASE-RESISTANCE LOCUS RECEPTOR-LIKE PROTEIN KINASE-like 1.2. Bases 1 to 813 code for a protein of 270 amino acids. The record is from RefSeq and is a predicted model, not a curated record. The transcript is spliced from 2 exons. Gene Ontology annotation, molecular function: polysaccharide binding. Lineage: Eukaryota; Viridiplantae; Streptophyta; Magnoliopsida; Celastrales; Celastraceae.
AUGUCUCAAAAUAAGCUUCUCCUUGCUGCCGCCUUUGCCUUUCUUGCUAUCCACUUCCAUGUUUCCUCUAGCUCCUACUACUAUGAGUAUGAAUACUAUGAUGUUAAACGCAUACCUUACAAGUGUACACAAUCUUCUUCAUGUGGCAAUAUCCUCAACAUCUCAUACCCAUUUCGACUCAAAGGAGAUCCACCAAACUGUGGUGAUCCCAACUACCAACUCUCUUGCGAAAACAAUCAAACUAUAUUCAGCUACGAUUCUGCAAGAUUCUUGGUGAAGGCAAUCAACUACAACAAAAGUACAAUCCGGAUUGCUGAUGUUGGCGUUCAGGAUGGUAAUUGCUCCUCCAGACCUAUCAAUUCUUUCGAUUCCUAUUACGCAUAUGCACGACAUGGUGAAUAUUGCUCGUCUCAGCUAUAUGAUUAUCCCCUACUCUACCCUCUAGCUUAUGUAAGCUGUGAAAGUCCAGUGAAAUCUAGCACUUAUGUGGAUGCUUAUUCUCCCUGUAUAAUCCAUACAAAUUCAACCAAUAACAGAAGACCAUAUCAUUAUGUUCUGGUUGGUAAUGAUCAUACGUUUAUGGAGUUGAAGGUCUCGUGUGCCAUUGAUUUCGUCACAUACACAACUUUAGAUGGAAACUACCACUUUUCUUACUUGGACAUCCAUAAGAAGCUUGUUUAUGGUAUUCAACUUUCUUGGCAUGAAAUUCAAUGUGUUGGUUGUAGAGAUGGCGGUUUUUGUCGUCUAGAGAACAACACCAUUAUCCAAAGCUGUGAAAGCAAUGAAUGCAACUGUGGGUUCCGAUGUGAGUAAAUUUUCUGCUGAUUGAUCGAUCGAGGACAUUACAAAUUGUAUAAUCAACUUCUCAGUUGUAUAUACUUACACAAAUAUAAAUAUGACUUUUACAGGCAACUUCAAAAAAUUUGUCAACUGGUGGGUUCCGAAUGGUAAGAAUCGUACUAAUUCCAUUACAGUAAAUUUUUUUACCAGAAUAUCUGCUUAAUUUAUUUAUUUUGGGUGUGUUUAAUUCCUUUUCAUCUUGCUGACAGCCAUACACUCGGCCCGCCUGACAAUAAAGCACAAGGUGAUCGGUAAGUUCUCAUUCUUUAAGUUAUUUUAGCAUGUACAAUUAGAACUUAAGAAACCAUU